AUGCCGCCUCCGACUCCGCUGGCUCCUCCGGGGCCGGCUCCCCCCGCCUCGCUUUCUUUGCGAUCCCCUUGUCCGACUUCUUCCCCGUCUUCGCCGUGCGCGUCUCCCCCUCCGUCUGCGCUGCCCUCCUCCAGCGCGGCAGCUGCCCCUAUCCCUUGUUCAGUCUCGCCGCCUGCGCCUCGGUCGAGCGCGCUGGCGGCGCCUUCGUCCCCUUUGUCUCCUUCUGGCCUCGCGUCGGCCGCUUCUCCGUGGCUGACGCCGCCGUCGCCGGUGCCUGUCGCCGCGACUCCUUCGUGCUCUGGUUCUCCUCCCGCAUCGGCUCUUCUCUCUGCGCCUCCAGCCUCCCCCGCAGGUGCGAAAUCUCAGGCCGCCCCCGUGGGCUCGCGCUGCGCGCCGCCGCAGACUACCCCGGCAGACCGUCAGGGUUCCCCGGGGCUGCCUUCGGCUGCCUCGCGCCUAGACGGCUCGACUGCGGCUCCGCCCUGCUUCGGGUCUCGCCCCGCUUCGACGGUCUCCCUCCCGUUUGACCGAGGCUGGCUGUCGAGAGCCCAGCUUCCGACCGCCGCCUGCAUCUCGCCCGCGCCCCUCCGAGCGGGUGCGGCGGCGGCCGCCAGCCGCCCGGCUGCCGAUGGGCAAGCGGACAGCGGAGCUCUAGGCGCGCCUUCGCUCGUCCACGUGCUGCCGCUGUCGUGUUCGACACUGGAGCUCCUUGGGAGGGGUUCAGGCGCGGAGGCGCGCAGUGCCAUGCUGCCGCUGACUCCCGUUUCUCAGCCGCCUGCAGGUGCGGACGAAGGCGUCGACUUUCUGGGGAAGCGAAUCGCUCCGCCCCUCCAUCCUCCGUCCUCCUGCUACUCGCCACCCCAAAGUCCCUCGUCGCGCUCGAUGCUAUCGCUCGCUUCCUGCGUCUCGGCGGCGGCCGCCGCGACGCCUUCGGCGCCGCUUCCUCAGCUGAAGGACUCUCAGCUGUUCUCACCCGUGCCCAUCACCGCUGCGCCGUGCCCGUCGCUGCGCCGAAGCACCUGUGCCUCUCGCUCGGCGGAAGACAAAGACGCCUCGGCUCCUCUGCCUGCGCUUCCGUCGACGAGCUCGGUGGCGCGCCUCGCCGCUGUCUCAGACGUGAGCGCGGCUGCGCCUGGAGCCGAAGGCACGCCGAUGCAUCCGCCCGCCGCGGCGCGGCGGCGGGACAGUCCCUCCGCCGAGGGAGGUUCGGCGCUCGCUGCCUCGGAUGCCGCCGCGCCUCCGCCUCCCGCAGACGACCCACGGCGCGUCCGCAUCGCGCGAGCGCAGUCCGCCGGCGGGGAGGGCGGGCGGCGGCGCGGGCGCGAUGCCGAGCGCGAGAGAGAGGAAGCCGAGGCAGAGCGACGGAGGGAGAAAGGGCGAGCGCGGCAAAGGGCGCGCACAGUCGAUGCGGCUGCGAGUCUGCGUCGACGCCGCGUCGAGAGACGGCGAAGAGACGCUGGGCUGGGGGGGAGCGAAGCCGCGUGUCGGCGCUCCGCCAGCGUCAGUUCUCCGUCGGCUCUGGAGUCGCUCGAGAGCAGCCAGGGGGCCCCUGCCGGCGGGGUGCGUGGCGGCGGGGCUUCCAAGUCUCCAAAUCAAGGCCGCAUUUCGUCAAAGCCGGCCGACCCGCGGACUCGGCGGCCGUCCUUUCCGCUCUCCGUCCCUCUAGCCUUUGCGGUCCGGGGAGACAGUCUUCCCUGUACGACUCUGAGCUGCGGAUCUCCUUCGCUCUCCGCCUUCCAGACGGCCUCUUCGCGUCUCCUGGCUGGGGCGCAGGCCACCGCGCCGGGGGCCUUCUCGGGGGCGGCGCCUUCUCUCUCGCCCGACGACGCAUCCGCUGCGCAGAUUCUCUCCGUAGACAAAGACGCGUACAGACGGUUCGUCGACUCGAUCAUGCGAAGCGGCAGCGCGAAGCAAGAAGAGAGAACGGCGCUGUAUUACUGGGAAGAGGUUCAGCGCCUGCGCGGUUACUUGCAAAGUGCGCUGGAGCAGUCCGACGAGCUGCGCGCGGCGGUGCGCCUAAGCCAACUCGCGGCGAAGCGGAGUCGCCAGGAGGCAGAUCGCGCGCGAGAAGAGGCGCGGCGGAACGCCGAAAAUCGCGCGCUCGUGGCUUCCGCGCGCGAUCUCAAGGCGGAGAACGUCUUUCUUGAGCAGUUCGUCACGCGGGGCGACCGCGUGCUCCAAAACAAGGAGUUGGUCAAGUGCCGCGAAGCCGUUGACCGCCUCGAGGCGGAGAAUCGCAGUCUGCGGAACCGCGUCUACGAAGAGCGGAAAAACAUCAUGCUGCUGGUGCGACAACGAUGCGCCCUCGACGCCCUUCUCCAACACGUCGCUUCGCAGCUCGACGUGGGUGAGCAGGAGGACCUGCUUGCGCAUAUGCGACUCUGUGCUGCGGCGUGCAUUUCGAUCGAUACCAAGGGGGAGGAUCUCGGGGUGCCGAGUUGCGUCGCCAGCGCAGCGACAGUGCCUUGCGCACUGCUGCCGCCCAAGUCGUUCACGCUCGACGGGCUGGGGAAGCGCGCCGAUUGCGAGGGCAGCGGAAACCAGGACGCGGAGACCGGCGUGCGCGGCUGCGGCGCUGUCGCGGCGCCUGCGGAGGUGGAGCAGGACAAGGCCGAGGGUGUGUCUCGAGAUCAGGCGCAGAUUGUGACGCUGCAAUCCGAGAUUGACCUGGAGAAGCGCCGCAGCUUCGAGCUGAAGAGCCGCCUCGCCGACAAGGAGUCUCAUCUGUCGAACUUGCAGCACGAGAGAGACGCGCAAGAGGCGGAGAUCAGGCGGCUGCGGUCCCAGCUGGAGAAGCAAGCGGAGGCGUACGCUGCAGCCAACAAGCCCCGCAGCAGCCACGAAGCUGAGAAGAUCCGUGCUCUGGAGACGCAGUUGAUGACGGUUGAAGAGCAAGCGAAGAAAGACCUCCAGCGGAAGAACGAUGUCAUCGAGAACCUCCAAACGCAAGUCGUAGAUGUGCAGCAGCAGCUCGCCCUCGAGAGAGCGGCAUUCGCGCUCAAGGAGGAGCAACACACCAGGGAGGCUGCGCUGCUCGCCGCGAAAGCAGCCGCUGGAGGCGGCGCCGCCGCGGAAAUCAGUGAGUUGCGGAAGAAGCUUGAGACUGAGCAGAGCGAGAAGGCGAAGCUCCACGGAGAGCUGAAGGCGCUGCAAGAGAAGGAACGCCAGCUGGCUUCGCAAGGCGCCGAUUUGGCGGGACUGCAGAAGGGCCUCGAGGACAAGAAGAAGCUCCUGGCUGCGGAGGAGGCCAAAACGACGGACCUUUCACAGAGGCUCCAGGAGACGGAAAAAAAGAAUAAAGACCUUGAGACUCUAGUGGAGAGCCUAAAGAAGGAGCUCGCAGCCGAGCGCGAGGAGAAGAGCCGGGCGCAGCAAGACCUGGCUGCAGAGAAGAGAAGCCACGAGGAGAAAGAGAAGGCGUUGCAAGCAGAGAUUAAGGCGCUGUCAGAGGCGAAGGCGGGACUGGCGGGCGACGCGGGCGCGGCCUGCACCGUCCCCCAUGCGCCUGCAGGGAAAGGCUUGCCUCCCGCCCCCGGGAAAGGCGUCAAGAGCAAAGCAACACUCCCGCCCCCUGGAAAGAACAUGAAGAGCUCGCCUGCCUCUCCGGCGCCUUCUGCCGGCGACGUCGCGGCUCUGAGUGCGCAGAUCGCCAAGCUGACGGAAGAGAAUCAGCGGCUCACUAAGGCUCUGGAGGCAGCUUCGCAGCGGCCUGGUGCAGACGAACCGAAACCUCCUCUUUCUAAGACCGCAUCGUUGAAGAAGGCGGGCGUCGCACCUUCUGCGGGAGACAGUGCCGAGCCGCAGGCUUCCAGGGCUCCGCUGCCAUCGCUUGCAGGAAAGAAGGCUCCGCUCCAGGGCCCCGCGAAGAAGGGUGCGCCGCCGCCGCCGGCCUCGAAGGCCGCGCCGGCGCAGGCGGACGAGGGCGGCGCGCCUCUCAGCCUAGCGCAGCAGUUCGCAGCUGCUGAGAAGGCGCAGGCCAAAGGCAUCCUCGACACCCUCCGAAGGACGCUGACCUUCUCGCGCUCUGCGUCGCGCGCCCAGUCGCUGGCCUCGCCGCGAGGAGGCGAGGCAGAAGAAGCCGCGAGGCUGCGGACUCAGCUGGAAAAAGUGAAGGAGGAACUCGCGAACGUCCUGGCAGAGAACGAGGCGCUGCGCCGCCAGCCGCCUGCGGGCGCAGCUGGCGAGCUGCCGGCCUCGGAAGCGAUGCCUCCAAGCAAGAAAACUGUGCCGAAGAAGACGACGGCAACAGGCCCGCCGCCUGGAAAGAAGGCGUCUGUAGCCUCCGGGACCUCGCCUGCGUCGGUCAAGGGAGGCGACGGCGAGGCGGAGAAGGCGAUCGACGCUCUGCGCGCCGAAAACGCUGCGCUUCUCAACAAGAUUGCGGAGCUGGAGUCGGCGAUUUCUACCGCCCCCAUUCCCUCCAAGCCUGCCGCGGAGGAGAGCGAGAAAAACCUCCCUGUGCCUGCGAAGAAAGGCCUCCCGCCAGCUCAGAAAGGCAGCUUGCUCCCGAAGGCCAAGAAGGCGGCGCCCGCCUCGGAGGCAGAGACGGGCCCGCGAGCGGAGGGAGCGCUUCCGGCGGACGCUGAAGGCGCGGGCGAAGAAGCGAAGAGACUCGCGGCUGAAGUGGCGACGCUGAAAAACGAGAAGGCGGCGCUGGAGAGAGAACUCGAGGCGGCUCGAGCCGCGACGCGCGAACUGGAAAAGAAGCUGCAGGAGGCGCCACCCACGGCCUCCUCCGCGGCGCCGGAGGAGGCAACGAAGGCGCCGACUCUGGGGGCGAAGCCAAAGGGCAAGGGCGCGGCGGCGCCGCCGGUGGGCAAGAAGGCCCCUGCGACCGCGUCGGGCCCAACGUCGAGUCCUGCAGGCGAGAGCAAGGGAGAAGUGGAACGUCUGCGAGCGGAGCUGGAAGCGGCUGCGAAAGAGAGAGACGAACUGAAGAAGGAAAUCGAGGACUUGCAGAAGGCCGCAAACGACAGCAAGGCUGAGGCAGGAGCGGCCGCGGAGCCGGCGACCAAGGUUGGGGUCAAAGGCCCGCCUUCCAAGGGCCUCCCGCCCCCCAAGAAGGCGCUCGGCAGCCCCGCGAAGAAGGCCGGCCUUCCCGUCUCGCCAGCAGCCGGAGUCGCGCCGCCGGCGCCGGAGGAGACAGAGGGCUCCGCGGGCCCCCAGGGCGCAGACGAGGAGGUUGCGAAGCUGCGCGGAGAAGUGGAGAAGCUCCGGAAGGAGAAGGACGAACUGGAGCGUCGCCUUGGGGAGUCUGAGGCGACGCGAGCGGCACUGGAGGUGCAGCUGGCCACUGAAGAGAAGAAGGCCGUCGGCAAGGAGACACCGAAGCCGGCGCCGCCAGCCAAGGCGAAAGUUUGGGCUCCGCCGGCCGCGAAUGCCAAAGGCAAGGGCGCGCCGCCUCCAAAGGCAAAGGCCCCUUCGGACUCGCCCUCGGCGGGUCCCGGCGCGGGAGAGCCCGCAGAGUCGCAUGCGCGGAUCGCAGCCCUGGAGGGCGAGCUGCAGAUGCUGAAGGAGGAGAAGGAAGGCUUGCUGCGGGAGGUGGAGGAGCUGAAAAUGAAAGGCGCAGGCGAGCAGGAAGCCGACGCGGCUCCCCAGGGGCCUCCCAGGCCCCCGGCGCCGCUCAAAACGUCGGCGAUGCCGCCCAAGAAGAAAGCCCCGCUUCCCGGCGGCGGGGUGGUCCCGAAGGCCAGCCCAGAGGGCGAGAAGGCUGAAGCCGAGGCGGCUGGCGUGUUAAACGCGAAGCUCGAAGCGCUGGAGCAAGAAAACCGCAAAUUGCGCGAGGAGUUGGCGGCGGUUCAGGAUCAGCUGAAGCAUACCAGAGAGGCGAAACGCGAAGGCGAAGCCCCGCCCCCGGCGAGCAGCGGAGACGCCGGUGGCGCCGAAGUUGCGCCCGAGGAGGCGAAAAAAGCGACCCCGCCUCCAGGGCUUAAAGCGAAAGGGGGGCCGCCCAAGAAGAAAGCCCCUUUACCGUCUGCGCCGUCUGCUGCCUAUGACGAGGCGAGGCCUGCGAGUGAGAAGAGGAUUACAGCCCUUGAGAAGGAGAAUGCGGAGCUCAAGCAGCAGGUAAAGGAUCUCGAGGCAGAGAGAGAUGGUCUGAAGAAGGAGGUGGAAUCUCUGAAGCAGGCUGCGGACGCUGCAGGCGCGGCGCAGCCUGCGCCUGCGUUGUCUCCGCCGGCUGAGAAGGCCAAGACACCUGCGCCCAUUGGGAAGAAAGCAGUGCCGCCGAAGAAGGCCGCGCCAGCAGCGAGGGAGGCGGAAGAAGGCGCCCAAACGGGCGAUGACACAGCGAAGGAACUCGCUGCAGCGAACGAGCGCGUAGCGACGGUGGAGAAGGAGAAAGAAGAGCUGAUAAAGAGGGUAAAGGAGCUCGAAGAGGCCGCGAAAGCUGCAGCAGAGAAAUUGAAAGAAGAGGGAUCCGGCGGAGAGGCCGCUACGAAACUAGGAAAACUUCCGCCUCCUCCGAAGGGAGGCAAGAAAGCGAGCCCGCCGCUGAAGAAGGCCGCGCCACCAGCAAAGGCGGAAGAAGGCGCGCAAGCGGAUGACAGCGAGAGGCUGAAGACCAAGGUCGACGAGCUGGAGAAGGAGAAUGCAAACCUCAAGAAGGAAGUCGAAGACCUAAAACAGAAUCUGUCUUCCGUGCCUGCACCUGCGGCCGAGGCGGCACCGCUCGCCGAGGGAGAGAAGGGCGUAGUUGAAGCGCGCACGGCGGCGCUGGAGAAGGAAAAUGAGGGGCUUAAGCAAAAGGUAAAGGCGUCUGAGAGUGAGACAGAGACGCUGAAGAAGCAGAUCGAAGAACUAAAAUCCAAAAUGGGCGCGGAAGCGGAAGCGGGUGCAUCACCGCCUCCGCCUCCUGCAGGCAAAGCCAAGAAACCGCCGCCACCGAAAAAGGCAGCGCCGCCCCCAGCCACGCCUCCAUCAAAGCCGGAGGACAGCAAAGAAGACGAGGAAGGCAAAAACAAAGGUCACGAAGAGCUCGCAGCUGCGAAGGCGAAACUGGAGAUCUUGGAGAAGGAAAACGACGACUUGAAGAAGCGCGUCAAGGAGUUAGAGGAGGCGCAGAAGGGUGAAAAAACGGAGGAGGAAACAGAGACCGAAGGCGGUGAGGCGCAGACAUCGGGCGCGAAGGCCAAGGCGCCGCUGCCCCCGAAGGGAGGAAAAACACUCAGCCCGCCGCCGAAGAAAGAGGCCUCGGCCGCCAAGGAGGGCGCGGAGGCGCAGGCAGCCGACAGCGAGGCUCUGACCUCGAAACUCACAGCGUUGGAGAAGGAGAAUGUGGAGCUGAAGAAAGAGCUGGAGACUCUGAAGCAGCGAGCGGAGGCGCCCGCAGACGGGCGGGCAGCCGCCCUGGCGGCCGACGAGGAGGUGAAGCUGAAGGACGAACUCGCGCGCCUGCGGAACGAAAACGAGGAGCUCCAUAAAAAGAUAGAAAGCGGCGCGGGCGGCGCAGAGGCCAACAGCAAAGAGAGAGUCGACGAAGAAGAGAAGACAAAAGCGACGGAGGCGCCAAGGGCGGGCUCGAAGGCAGGCAAAGCUCCCCCUCCGAAGAAGAAGCCGGGCGUGAGUGCGGCGAAGGCGCCGGUGAGCGCAGCCAAGGAGGAGGACGCAGCGGAGGGCGACUCCACGAAUGAGCUGGCAAAGCAGGUCGCUGAGCUGCGCAGACAGAACGAAGAAUUAAUGAAACGCCUCGAGGCGCGGAAGACGGAGGCCGAGGACGGCAGCGCAGGCGGCGGCGGCGCGUCGGAGGAGGUCCUCAAGAAGUUGAGAGAGGAAGUGGAGAGCUUGAAGAAGGAGAAAGACGAGCAAGAGCAGAAGCUGAAGGCUCAGAUCGCAGAGCUGGAGAAGGACAAGGCUGCGGUGAAGACGCCCAGCGACCAGCCGGUGGCCGCUGCAGGUGAGGGGAAAGACGGCGAGAAGGACGUGAAGGCGCUUGAAGAAGAGAUCAAGACGCUGAAGUUGGAGAAGGAAUCACUCCAAAAGCGUCUCAAAGAGCUCGGCUUGGCAUCCGCAUCUGAGGCCGCGGCAGCGCCGUCUACGGCGAAAUCGAAGCCCGGGCCUCCGCCGGCAAAGGCGGCGGACGGCAAGGAGGGGGCGCAGGCAGGCACGGACGCGGAGGCGGCGCAGCGUCUGCAGGCGCGCCUGGAGGCGCUGGAAAAGGAAAACGAGGAGCUGAAGCAGCGCCUGCAUGCGUUGCCGCAAGUGAGUCUACUGUCGAGCGAUGGGGAAGGCUCGAAGGCGGACAAGAAGGGCGGACUCGCGUCGCGUGCGCCGAGCGCCAGGUUCGGGGAGGACGAUGCAGUUUUCGAGAAGCAGUGGAGCACCCUGAGUCCAUCCGCAGGCAACAUGGUCCCCCUGUCCAAGUACGAAGCGGCGAAAUCCAAAUACGAGAAGCUGCUCGAGGCGUACCGUGGCCAGAAGACCAAGGUCGCUGCGUUUGACGGCGAGCGGCGCCGCUUCGCGGAAAAGCGCGCCGCACUCGAGGCGCAGGUCACGGACCUGGAGGGCGACCUGCGCCGCACGCGAGACGAACUGAACGUCUUCCUCGAGGUGGAGCGGCAGAAGGAAGAAGAGGAAGAGCGCAAGCGCGCGGAGGAGGAGGCGCAGAGUGCGAGCGGCGGGUUCUUCUCCUUCUUCGGCGGCGGUGCCGCUGAGGCGGAGCUGUCUGAGCAGAGCGACCCAGAGAAGAACAAACUCGAAGUUCAGUGCAAGCUGCUCAAGGUGAAAGUGAAAAAUCUGGAGGAAGAGAAGCUCGUCCUCGAGGGCAAGGUCGCGAAGCUCGAGGAGAAGUGGAAAGAGGUCCGCGAGGGGGCUACGGAAAGCAUGGCGACGAUUCCGACGAUGGAGGACCUGAACAAGACCGGAGAGGCGGGAGGCGGCGCGGAGUCGCUGAAGAAGCUGCAGGAACUCGAGAAGCAAGUUGCGGAGGGCAAGGCGAAGGAGGAGCAACUGGGAGACCAAGUGAAGAAAUUGCAGGCGCAGCUGCAGAGCCUCCAGAAGGCCGACGGAGGAGGCGAGGCGAAGGAGGCAGCGGAGGAUGCGGCAAAACAAGGCGACGCCGAGCGCGUGGCGCAGCUCGAGCAGAAGCUGCAGGCCGUAGAGCGCGAGAGAGACGAGCUGCGACAGAAACUCAGCGAGGAAGAAGAGGAAAUCAAAAAGCUCAAGGGCGAGAACGAGUCCCUCGAGAAAGGCAAAACAGACCUCCUCAAGAAAGUCGCCGACCUCGAGGCAGAAGUCAAGGGACUUCGUGAGCAGGCCGCCGCACUGGACGCGUCGGCAAAGGUCGCGGAGGCGGCGAAGGAGGAAUCUGGGGGUGAGGAGAAGAAACCGGCCGACGAUGAAGAGAAGAGGAAGGAGAAAAGGAAGAAGAAGGAGAACAGAGAAAAGGAGAAGGACAAAGAAAAGGAGAAGGACAAAGAAAAGGAGAAGGACACAGAAAAGGAGAAGGAUACAGAAAAGGAGAAGGAUACAGAAAAGAAGAAGGACAAAGAAAAGGAGAAGGAUAAAGAAAAGGAGAAGGACAAACAAAAGGAGAAGGACAAAGAAAAGGAGAAGGACAAAGAGGAGAAGAAGCCAAAGGACGAGAAGAAGGAGGAAGCCACUCCGAAGGCAGAAAAGGAAAAGGAGGCUCCGCCGCCUCCUGCGUCUCCGCCUUCGCCGCCGCCGGAACCGAAGGAAGAAGCGCCUGCCUCUCAAGACGCAGGUUUUUUCUCUUGGUUCGGCGGCGGCGAGGCUGCGACCUCUCCUCCCGAGGAGAAAAAGGCAGAAGACGAAGGCGCAGGAGCCAGUCUGCUCUCCGCGUUCGGAUUUGGAGCGCCGGCGGAACCUGAAAAGCCGUCUGAUGACGAGGCCGCGCCCCUCCGCCUUUCCACCGCCGUCAAAGACGAGCCCGACAAAAAGGAGGAUGACGCAAGAAGCGUCUCCAGCUCCGAGGAUGAAGCCGACGGGGGGGUCGGCGCAACCAUCGCCGGAUAUUUUUGGGGAUUCUAG
This is a messenger RNA of Besnoitia besnoiti, 9987 nucleotides long. RefSeq lists its product as uncharacterized. Lineage: Eukaryota; Apicomplexa; Conoidasida; Eucoccidiorida; Sarcocystidae. The transcript has a single exon. Bases 1 to 9987 code for a protein of 3328 amino acids. The record is from RefSeq and is a predicted model, not a curated record.